AUGCACCAUUCUACUCCUUUCUCUCAUGGCAAAGUCUCCUCCACACAAGGUUUGCUUUCCAUUGCUGCCAGUGGAAAUAGCAAUCAAAGAUCAACAGACCCACAUAUUUACUCCCAGAGACAUUUGAUAUAUGAUUCUCCUAGUGGUAAAUCCCAUCACAAAACUAGAGACUAUGAUUCAGAUACUGGUUAUCGUAGUGAUCAGGAGAUCAUGCGGUAUAGACAUCUACAGAAGAUGCUGCUCUCUUCAAAGAACAUUAACUCUGGGGGUGAUGCCAUUGACCACGUGCCUUUACAUCAUUAUAAUCCUCGCUUGGUCCGGUCUCGGAAAGAUGGCUACAGUAGUGACAUUGAAGGUUACAGAGUAUUGCCUCGAGAAUCAACAUCUGGUUCCUCGUUAAGGGGAUCCCUACCAAUGCAAGGUGCCCUUUAUAGGCACACUUCAAAUUCUCCUCAGCAUACCAACAACUCCCAAACUCUUGACCAGAAACCAUUGCGUGGUGAUGAGUUCUAUGGUAACAAUAAAGCUACUCCAAUACCAAGGACAAGUGACCGAAACAUUCCAAAUGAUAUUUCCGUACCUUUGACUGUCUCUGCAAGUUUUCAAGAGAAAAUGCUUGAUCAGAGUACACCAAAUGCCUCAGGGGCACCCCCCAAUUUUUCCCAUUUGCCUGAUCCAAGGCAGGAUUGGCAUUGGAACAUUCCAAACCAACAACAGGAAGAUCAUUACUCAGUAUUAGAGAACAAAGGAUAUGGCUCUCCUCAUAAGAUUGACAAUACCAUGGGAAGCCAGACAAACUUGUCAGACAAGUUCCGGCCAAGUGCCCCACCCCUUACCAGCCAACACCCCCCUACCGAUCAUCUGCUGGAAACAGGCAGCAGCAACCACCACCCCCACCUUAUCAACUUGAACCCCCACAGAUUUCCAGAUCCUCUCCACGGACUUCUAUAG
Molecule: messenger RNA, 951 nt
Organism: Acanthosepion pharaonis
Lineage: Eukaryota; Metazoa; Mollusca; Cephalopoda; Sepiida; Sepiidae
Source: the annotation of a GenBank genome assembly